GGACGCCCGCUGGGAGGGCUCUGUUUCUUGCCUGUCCGUCCCUGCGUUCCGACCUCGCUGCCCGUCCACUUUCGACCUUCGCAACCGCGCCUUCGCCGCUCGCCGCUCGUCGCCUCUCCGGCCUACCCACCUCCCGUCAGGGUUUUGGUCCUAAUCCUGGAAACCAAUAUCGUGGGUUGCUCCCCCCAGAUCUCUGCCUCCGCGGCGAGUGGGGAAUAAGAGGGAGCCGCCGCCACCGCCGGCCGGCACCUCCGCUUCGCAGCACUGGAAUGGGGAACUAUCUGACGAGUAGAAUAACAGCAGAGAAGGAUGCCCAUGUCAAGCAGACAUCGAAGAAUCGCAAUGGAAGGCCUGGCCUUAAAUUUCAUGACCUUCCAGAGGAUGUACUAUGCACAAUUUUAUCCAAAUUACCUGCAAAAGAGGCUGUUCGGACCAGUGUUUUGUCGAGUGACUGGAGAUGUACAUGGACAGCUUGCCCCAGACUAAGCUUUGGUGCCGACGAUAUUAGUAAGAAUGUGAAGGGGAAACCUCAGCGCACCCAGAUGUUCAUCGACCAUGUUAAUGCGGUUUUGCGCAAGCACAGCGGCAGGGCUGUUGACCAACUUGAGAUUAAAUUUAUAUUCGAGAGCAAGCUUGUUGAUUACCUCAAUAAUUGGAUUAGAUUUGCUAUGUCAGUCCACACAAAGAGUCUAGCUUUUGAUUUGGCGCCACCUAACAAUUUCCCGGAAUAUGGGGAUCAUUACAGAUUCCCAUUUGAACAAUUUACAGACAACAAAAGUGUAUCCUGCCUAGCCUGUCUUCAACUCAGCUUUGUACGUUUCGAACCACCUCCUACCAGUUUCAUAGGUUUCCCAAACCUAAGAAAGCUUCAUCUUCAUGUAGUCAAGACCACUAGGCAGGAUCUCGAGAGUGUCUUGUGCAGUUGCGUUAAUCUUGAGUGGCUGAGCUUACUCAGAUGCCAUCUCAAGGAUGAAAUGAAGGUGGUUCGGCGGCCAUUAUCCCACCUGCGGUACUUGCAUGUCGUGCACUGCGAUAUAACCAAGAUAGAGUUCGAUGCUCCAAAUCUCUCCACCUUUGUUUAUGAUGGACCAUACAGGCCUAUUACCCUCCAUCAUGCUACUAAACUGGAAAAUGUAAGAUUUUGGUUCCGCGGUGCAGUUUUUCAGCAUGCUACCGCUUCACUCCUCAAUGGGCUACCAGAUGUACAAAACCUGACAUUGCAACUUGGAACGCAACGGCUAGAGAGCCGGUGGACGUUAAAUAGCCCUCGGGUGUUUUCUCACCUCAGGCAUGCGCAGAUACUUUUGAUUAUACAUCAUGAAGAUAGUGACAAAAUCCUCUACUUGGUUUCUUUUCUGAGGGUUGCUCCAUUCAUUGAGAGGUUGGAAGUACAUUUUCAUGGCCUUUAUACUUUGUGGUUUGCAACCGAUGGACCUUCGAGACAAGAAAUACCGCCGUGUGAAGAUAAAUAUGUGAAUCUGAAGGACAUGCGUGUUACAGGAUUCAAAGGGGCAAGAGGCCAAGCUGAAUUCCUCAUGCAUGCCGUUGAAAAUGCUCCUGCAAUAGAGGCCGUAACUGUAGAUACAGCUCAAAGGCUAACUGAUGCUUGGGAUCCAGAGGAACCAACCCCUAGACUAGAUAGUGCCGCUCUUGAUAUGGUUAGAGGCCCUCUCCUUAAGAGACUCCCACCGAAUGCAAAACUUUCACUUAUUUAAGCCAGAACUGUUUUUUUUUUUGUAUAUAUGUAGCUGCCGGAAGUAGAUUAAAUCUUACAUUUAAUUUCUCUUUAAUUGUUAAACUGAGAGCAGCGUUGAUUUACCCUUUUA
Molecule: messenger RNA, 1826 nt
Organism: Triticum aestivum (bread wheat)
Lineage: Eukaryota; Viridiplantae; Streptophyta; Magnoliopsida; Poales; Poaceae
Product: F-box/FBD/LRR-repeat protein At1g13570
Exons: 5
Coding region: 270-1715 (481 amino acids)
Molecular function (GO): protein binding
Source: RefSeq, a predicted model, not a curated record